UAAAAGGCCAGUGAGCUUUUGAGCAACAGAGGCAAGCUAACAGCAAACUGCACACACAGCCUGGCACUGCAAACAUGUUGAAAGUGUUGGCUCUGAUGACACUACUGAUGAUCUCUGUGGAGUCGGACCUCUCACAUGAAGAGUGGAAGUCUCUGAGCAACCCACAGACCAGGACCCUAUUUUUCCGGAUCCUGCAGUCGUAUCUUGAAGGCAGAGAGAGUGAAGCUCAAGCGAUGGGCAGGAAAGCAGACGUGAAAGUCAACCAAAACGGCAAUAUGGAAAAUACUGGUUACGACAAGUACAACUUCUAUCUUCAUGAUGUUUAGCCUGAAGAUUUAAUUUUUAGUUUCUCAAUGUCUAUCAUGUAAAUCAUUAGGUCUAGGCCUAAUAGUUUGAGGAAUGUUCAGGUAAUUAUAUGCCUGUAAUGUUUUGCACAGUAAAAUUUGAACUUUUAAUGCUUAACCAAUGUUCACUACGUGUUUCAUGUCUCAUAUACUACAUUUGUAUGUUGUAUUUUUUUUUAAAAAAGCUAGAAGCUAGUUAAUAUAGCAAAGCAUGUCAUAUGUAUUUAUAAUAAAGACUUUUGUAAGUGGUGGUAAUGUGUUGUUCUCUUCAAAUUAUCAUUCCUCUGUUAGAUGUCCUCUAAAUUAGUAUGAUAAUGGAAACAGUGGAAUG
Pimephales promelas (fathead minnow) is the source of this 675-nucleotide messenger RNA. RefSeq names its product neuropeptide WK (gene nwk). Lineage: Eukaryota; Metazoa; Chordata; Actinopteri; Cypriniformes; Leuciscidae. The record is from RefSeq and is a predicted model, not a curated record.